Alligator sinensis (Chinese alligator) is the source of this 4433-nucleotide messenger RNA. RefSeq names its product myelin protein zero like 1 (gene MPZL1). NCBI's taxonomy places the organism in Eukaryota, Metazoa, Chordata, Crocodylia, Alligatoridae. Gene Ontology annotation, cellular component: focal adhesion; membrane; cell surface. The record is from RefSeq and is a predicted model, not a curated record.
AUGAAUGCAGUGCCCUAUUCACGGAUUUUACCAUUUAUGGGCAUCACAGGAACAUAUCCCCUGCGAAUGGUGAGGGUUGCCUGUAUGGUUAAAAAAUAUACAAAUAGAGGCUUCCACGAAAGAGAUGAGAUUAAACAUGAGACUAUAACUGUGAUUAUCUCUAGUGUGCAAGUUAGCGUAUCAGCAGUGGAGGUGACAACGCCAGAAGAGAUGUUUGUGGAGAAUGGAACGAAUGCAAGGCUUCCAUGUAUGUUCACAUCCCCAGAGGUGAUCAGCAGUGCAGACAGUUUCCAAGCAGAGGGGUCAUCAACUCCUAUUUCAUUCUUUUAUUAUACUUCUGGGAAGCCCUACACUGGAAAGUACAUCCCAUUUAAGGACAGAGUCAGCUGGGCUGGAGAUCUUAACAAGAAAGAUGCUUCUAUCAGCAUAGCAAACAUGCAGUUCCUGGGCAACGGCACUUACUUCUGUGAUGUCAAGAACCCACCCGACAUAGUCGUCAAAGCAGGAGAGAUCCGACUUAGAGUUGUGGAGAAAGACAGCUUGACUGUGUUCCCGAUGAUGAUGGUGGCAGGGGUAGCCGUUGCUGCAGUUGUAGGUGUUGUUUUGCUCAUCUCUCUUAUUGCGUGUAUCGUCGUCAGAAAGAAGAACUCUAAAAAAACAUUAUUCUGGGGCCCAGUCAUAUAUGCGCAGUUAGAUCACUCUGGAGGGCAACACAGUGACAAAAUCAACAAGUCUGAGUCCAUGGUCUAUGCUGACAUUCAGAAGAACUGAGAGGAGGUCCCAACCAAUCCAAAGCAAAACGUGCAUCUAAACUGGAAUUGCUUGAAUGAAAUGUGACCCAGAGAACUCACAUGCGGCCUUUGAUGCCCUAGCCUAGGACCAAUGCAUGUGGAUACAGAGAGAGAGAUGUAUAUGUAUUGUGUGUAAAUAGUCUAUUUAAUCGUACAGAAGUGAAACCAAUGUUGCAUGUUAAGAUGUGGUAAGAAUUCUGCUUAUAAAUUGCCAAUAUUACUUUUUGUAUCUAGGAUAAGGAGAGAGAAAGUGAACAUUCACAACCAUCACGGUUUUAAAAAUAUUUUUAUCUUAAUCAUGAAUGGAAAAACUGGAAAAUGCUUGAGAUUCUAGACUGACCUGACCUUUCUCUUUGUGGGGGGAGGGUGACUUUCCUAUUAAGAGGGAUAUGAGGAAGGUUGUCCCUUCCCCUGUCUCCAGUCUUAUCGGAAUGUUUUUCUGUACCACUUAUCUUUUCAUUCGGACUCCUCCUGCAUCUCAUUGAAUACAUGAGCUAGGGAUGUAAAUAUCAUUUUAAAAAUGAUUAGUUUAACCUCCUGUAAUUAUAUUGGUUAAACAGUUAACCGAUAACAGCAGCUCAAACACAGCUGCUUCUAGGAGCAGUUCUCUGGCCCUUGUGGGUUGGGGGGGUGGUGGUGGGUGGCAAGACCUAAUUGAUGAGUCAUUAGGCCACCUACUGUUUUCCUUUUAGGCUAUGGGUACUAGUCCCCCUUGCCUCUUUCUCCUCCCCCCUCCCCUCCCCCUCCCCUCCCCUUCUUGUCUUUCUCCUCCCCCUCCCUCUUGCCUGCCCUGCCACCUUCUGGUUCCUGCUGGGGCACCAUGCAGCUUCCCUUCCUACCCUGCCCCAAGCUAAACAAUAAGCUAGCCGUUUUAUCACUGGGCUUAUUGGUUAAACGAUUAAUUGUUUAACCUUUCAUAUCCCCAACAUGAACCCUUUUCCUUAGAAGAACUCAUAAUUCGUAUGAAGAAAGAAGAGAGAAGGUAUCAAGGGCCUGGCAACUUCUGUUUGAAAUGUCUUUCACCCUUUUAAAUAAUUGUCAACUUUUAGGUCUAAUUUCUGUACGUAGCAGAAGUGAGUCUUUUUAAGGCAUAGAGGUCAAGUUGGUAAACUGAGGUUUGUGCCCUGAAGAUAAAAGCCACUACUUUUUCAUAAGGAAGCUAAAGCGGAGUAGGAAGUUAAGUUUCCAGGUGAUUUCCCUCAGAUCAUGCUGUGCCCUUUCAUGAGAUGCCAGGUUUCCUGUGAGACUUUCCUGGGUCAUUUUGUCCUUCAAGAAGUAGGAGCUCUCGUGGAGAUGGUGUUGCACUUUUUAGAGGGGAAAGAAAGUGAUAAAGCUACUGGCAGUAAUCUGCUCAUAUUCUUGUUUUCGCCUAACAUGUAAUUGGAGCAAGGGAGAGAAGUGUGAUGAAUGGACUGUCACAAGCCUGCUGCUGUUUGAGGACAAGGGUCUUCCUUGCUUCAGUGAGAUUCUUCUGCUGUGUUCUGCUAGAAAAAAUUGAGCCCAAUCCCACCUCCAUGUGCUGCUGACUCUAUGGUUACUCUGCCCUUGGGGGAACUCUCCUGUGAUUGGCAUUGUCUAACUACAAAUGUAUGAGCUUGACCCAGGCUGAAGAGAUUCAUGUCAAGGCUUCUUAGAUCCUCUUUAACACAAGCAACGUGCAAGAGUGAGUGUUUUCAAAGUGUAGCUCAGUUCUUUUAGAAGAAAACAAGCUGCCUUUCAAAUGCACUGAGCAGCAGGUGGCAUGAGUUGGAGCUCUUAUUUUUACUUGAUUAGGGACAUUGAAAUUUUUGUGUCCAUGGAAACAUGAACAGCAGUCCAUUUCUGGAAAAAAGACUGCUGCUAAGUUGUAACUGCUCUAUAAUUUAGUAAGACUGAAGUGUUGGGAGACGAGGCAAUAUGGGACCACACGUACUUUGAGCUUCUUUUCCCUUGGCUUAUCUUAGCUUUGAGUUUUAUUUAUCAACAGUAGUAACUUAUGUUAGUGGAAGUGGACUCUUAUAUGACUUAGUGAGCUGACUUUGAACUUCUUUGACUUCCUAUUUGUUUGGUGGCUAAUGUCAUCAGACCCAGAUGUCUGAUAGGUUUCCUGAUGCUCUCCUGACUGAUGGUGAACUUUUAACUCUUACAUGCUUCAUUGACUUCCUCUGAAUUCCCUGGUACUCUUCCCCAGGGUUUUGCAAAUAAGAAACAAGUGCAGACCUUAAAGGGCUUUCAGUUUUUUGGAGGUGAGGGACUGGGGGCUGGAGUUCUCAAUCUCUAGUUCUGUUGCAAUGUUACUGCUAGCUCCUUGCCCCUGUGGGACUACUUCUGAUGAACAGAGUGUUGUGUGUGUGGAGGCAGUCUUGUUGAAGGAUAGGCAGACUGUCUUUUGCAGAAGUAAUGGGUUGGAGAUCAGAAAGGAGAAUGAGGCUGCUCUACAGGUGUGAGAGCUCAAAGCUGUCCCUUUUACUAUGUGCAUGGAAGCGUGAGUGGUGGUCUAGUGAAAUGGCAGUCAGGGUCUGGUAUUACAAGUUUGUUCCACAUUCUGAGCAACUGAAUGAAUGAGCUGCUUUCUGCUCCCUUCAUAGCUUCUUUUGAUACUGCAGUCCAACUCAUGCCUCUGUACUGUCAUGAUGGGGGCCACUCUUGGAUAACUGGAGCAGAGGGAGCUGUGUUGGAAGCCUGUACUUUACAAAUACCUUGUGUUUCCCAGGGGGACUUAAUGUGUCACAGCACAAAACUGCCAAUGCACAUUUUUUUUUCUGUUUGUCAAGAGAAGUGGUUUCUCAGUUUUAAAACAGACCUUGUCAUCACUGCAAAGAAACACCCUGUGGGAUUGCCUCCCCAGGGUCUGGCUGCUAGAACUUGCACCUUUGGAAGGUAAAGGAUGCAUAUCAUAUUACUUUCGUCUGACCUUUCUUUCCCCUCUUAAAACUUGCUGCUGCUCACUGGAACUGCUAAAAUGGCAGAGUGUUUUCCUGGCAACUGCCAGCCUUCCUUUAACUCUUUGGUGACUGCCAGCAAAUAUAUUUGAGAGCGGAGAAGCGGGGUAUCCUGAGGAUGGAUGUUACUAGCACUAGUAUGAAUGAACUGAGAGCUCUGGACUCUAAUUUCCUUAGCCCUUUUCCAAGUUUAGGCCAGGGGUUGACUGCAGCUCUGGACACGCAGGUGUCUGGGGCUAAGGUGGAGUCAGAGCCAACCCUAGUAGCCUGUUGGUGGUAAAGUGCACCAUUCUCUUUAGCAGGAGGCACACAAGAUAUUGAUAAGUCAGCAUCAUACCUGGUAUCCUUUGAGUCGCCAGCCCAAAUGGCUAGAUACCCUUUACAGCUGGGUCAGCUGGAGGUGGCCCGAAGCUUCAGUCUGUAGAGAGACUUCACUGUGCCUCUGACUUCACCUUAACUGCUCUGCCACAAUCUCCUUGGUAUUUCUGGUGUAUAUAUGGUCCUAAGAACCUGAACAGGGUAGCAGCUGUAUCCCUGUUAAUGUGAGGGGCAAUCUCAAACUGGAUAUUUUCAGGUCCUGACUUUGGAGGAUUUAAAAAGAAAAACCCCAGGUUGUUUGGCUGAGCAUCUCAUAACUUUUGGUGCUUGUGUAUACAAAGUCUUAAGGGUUGCAUUUCUCUGGAGUGCAUUCUCCAGUGUUUGGGGGGGGGGGGGGGGUUGU